Pedinophyceae sp. YPF-701 is the source of this 1677-nucleotide messenger RNA. NCBI's taxonomy places the organism in Eukaryota, Viridiplantae, Chlorophyta, Pedinophyceae. The record is from the annotation of a GenBank genome assembly.
AUGGGUGCGCGCACGCCGCGGAGAAGUAGAAUGCCUCGGGCGGUGGGCGCCCUGGCGCUGCUGGGCGUCGUGGCGCUCGCAGUCGUGGCUGUGUGGCCUGGAGACUUCGGUUACGACGAUGAGUACGGCUACGGCCAGGUUUCGUGGAUGGGUGCGGCAGGCGGGCUGAUUUCCAGGCACGGAGGACGCGGGAGGCCGCAAGAGCGCCGGGGGCAGGUGUCCGCCUCGCGGGCUGCCACUGUGGACUCCGGCAUCCCCUUCGAAGUGGCGUCAAACAUCGACUUCGGCGACGCUACCGCCAUCAGUGCCGAUGGGGGCACCUUCGCCAUGGGCGCCCCGCUGGCCACUAUCGAGCGCCAGGCGCGCGUGGGCAUCGCCUUCGUGUUCCAGGUGCCAAGCACACCUGGUGCGAACGCGACGCUCAUCCAGACCUUCCUCCCGGAGGUCGUCGCCCCCAACACGUACUUCGGCGAGGCUGUCGCCCUGGACGGGUCGGGCCAGUCGCUGGUGCUGGGCGCCACGCACGCCAGGGGGACCGGCACCGUCGAGGUCUACUCCCGCGACGCCGCUGGCGGCACGGUCGCGUACACGCGCAUUCAGACGGUGCGGCCCAACGUGGCGGAGCUGGGGGUGGACAACAUCCCUAUUCGGUUUGGGCACACGGUCGCCCUGACCGUCGACGGGCGCACGCUCGUGGUGGGCGCGCCGCAGUUCGGUCUGGACGACGAGGGCGCGCUGUACGUGUUUUCUCGGCCGGACGUGGUGGGCGCCUUCGGCCUCUCGGAGCGCCUGGCGCCCAAGAUCCCGGCGGGCUGGCGGUGCGACAACUGCCGCCUGGGGGAGUCCCUGGGGGUCUCGAACAACGGCGGCGCGGUCGUCGCGGGCGCGCCCGGGUACGUCCUGAACCAGCAGUACGACGGGCAGAACCGGCGCAUCGCGGGCAUCGACAGCGCGGGGGGGGUGUUCUUCUUCGAGCGCGUGUCCGGCGGCCGCCGCUACGAGGCGCGCGACCCGGCGGCGCUGGAGACGCCGCUGAUCAACGGGAAGUUCGGGACGGCAGUGGCCAUCAGCGGCGACGGGCUGGCCGUCGUGGCGACGGCGGACAGCGCAGGGUCGACCGGCGCGACGCUGUACCACAUGAACGCGCAGCCGCAGAACGGGUGGCCGACGCUGCCCGUCGCGGUCCCGUCGUUCCCGCUGAACAUCACCAUCGACUCCGUCAGCCUUGCCCUCUCGGGCACCGGCAACGUCCUGGCCGCAGGGUCCUCGCGGGGAAUCCCGAACGUGCCGCCCUCGCAGACGGCGCUGGCGUUCGACAUCGGGGCGGUGCUGUUUUUCGAGGGCAACGGUGCGGUGGGGACCUACGAGCGGACGUCGACCAUCGUCGACGUCACGGGCAACCUGGAGAUUGGGCAGAGCUUUGGAAAGACGGUGGCGCUCUCGCGGGACGCGUCGUCGGUGUCCAUCGGGGCGCCCGCAGCGAGGUCGUCCUUCAACGGGAAAGGCUUCGUGUACCGGACCGGGCUGAGCCAGCAGGUCGCGACGGACGCCAGGGCCAGCACGGACGUGAUCGAGGGGGUGGGCGCCAACAGCCCCCCGUCCGCGGGGACCUCUGCGCGGCUGGGGUGGGCGGCCGCGCUCGGGGCGGCCCUCGUGCUUGCCGCGCUGCAGUGGUAG